This is a messenger RNA of Penicillium pulvis, 954 nucleotides long. RefSeq names its product purine-nucleoside phosphorylase. Gene Ontology annotation, molecular function: purine-nucleoside phosphorylase activity. Gene Ontology annotation, cellular component: cytoplasm. Gene Ontology annotation, biological process: nucleoside metabolic process. The coding region runs from base 1 to 954 and encodes 317 amino acids. The transcript is spliced from 7 exons. The record is from RefSeq and is a predicted model, not a curated record. NCBI's taxonomy places the organism in Eukaryota, Fungi, Ascomycota, Eurotiomycetes, Eurotiales, Aspergillaceae.
AUGGCGUCAACCAAUUUGUCUGUCCUCGAGCAAGCCCACGAGGCGGUAGAUUUCCUGAAUAGCCGAGUUCCCGAGGGUCUGCAAAAACCCAAGGUUGCUGUCGUUUGUGGCUCUGGUUUGAGUGGCCUAGCGGACACAGUCCAGGCAGAUCCUCGCAUGGAAUACGACUACGCUUCUAUUCCUCAUUUCCCUCGUCCAACCGUUGCGGGACAUGCGGGCAAGUUGGUGUUUGGCCUCUUGGGCCAGAAGAUUCCGGCGGUAUUCAUGGUUGGCCGUGCCCACUACUACGAAGGAAACUCGAUGGAUCAAGUGACAUUUCCUAUUCGCGUGUUCAAGCUCCUAGGAGUGGACACGGUCGUGCUGACCAAUGCGGCCGGGGGACUCAAUCAAGACUAUGACGUGGGUGAUAUUAUGCUACUAAAUGAUCAUAUCUUCUUGGCAGGCCUCGCGGGAGUACAUCCUCUCAGAGGCCCCAAUGUCGACGAUUUCGGUGUCCGCUUUCCACCUCUGUCAGAUGCAUAUGACCUUGAUCUGCGUCGUCAAGUCCACCAAGUGUGGAAAGAAAUCAUCCCUUCGCACACUACCAGGAGAUUACACGAGGGAGUUUAUGCCUUUGUCGGAGGCCCAACUUACGAGACAAGGGCCGAGAGCCGCAUGCUUCGAAUGAUGGGUGCUGAUGUGGUGGGAAUGUCCACUGUGCCCGAAAUCGUGGUCGCGAGGCACUGCGGCCUUCGUGUGCUCGCAUUCACCUUGGUCACAAACAGUGCGGUGUUGGCUCCUGUUCCUCGAGGGGACGAGCAAUUGCUCCAAGGCAAGGAUGCCAGUGAACUCAGUGCAAUGUUGGAGGAGGGCAAAGCAACACAUGAGGAAGUCUUGGAAGCUGGCCGCACAGCGGCUUUAGAUAUGCAGCAACUGGUGACGCGCACUCUUCUGAGAGUUUUUGGUCAGGCAUAG